Molecule: messenger RNA, 2031 nt
Organism: Megalobrama amblycephala (Wuchang bream)
Lineage: Eukaryota; Metazoa; Chordata; Actinopteri; Cypriniformes; Xenocyprididae
Gene: st6galnac5b
Product: ST6 (alpha-N-acetyl-neuraminyl-2,3-beta-galactosyl-1,3)-N-acetylgalactosaminide alpha-2,6-sialyltransferase 5b
Exons: 5
Coding region: 183-1112 (309 amino acids)
Biological process (GO): ganglioside biosynthetic process; oligosaccharide metabolic process
Molecular function (GO): alpha-N-acetylgalactosaminide alpha-2,6-sialyltransferase activity
Source: RefSeq, a predicted model, not a curated record
GCGCACAGCCGUGUGUGUGGACGGAUGACUGUAGAUCUGACAGAGUUCAGUGGAGCUUCAGUGUGAAGAUGUGUGAGCGAGCAGAAGUGCUAGAUGGAGGAUAUGAACUGUGGAUUUAACUGCUGUCGGUGAGGCUGAAUAACACGCCUGGACCAAGCGGACCGAAUUAUACACUUCACAAUAUGAAGACGCGAACGCGUCAUGGGAUCAUCAUAUUGAUUGGUUUUGUGACCGUGCUUACAAGCUUAUUAUUCCUGUACAACAGCAGUUCUACCGACACACCAGAAGAUCAGAUGCAGUCAGACGGACAUCAGAUGAACGUUCUAAGACGGCAAACAUCCCACUUAGAAGGGUACAGCAGCAUCAUUGAACAUAAGCCUCUUAGGAUGCAUUGCAGAAGUUGUGCCUUGGUGACCAGCUCUGGUCACAUGACAGGAAGUGAUCGAGGUGCAGAGAUUGAUAGCAAGGAGUGCGUUAUCCGUAUGAACGAUGCCCCAACAAAAGGCUACCAAAAGGAUGUGGGCCAGCGGACAAGCCUGCGUGUGGUCGCACAUUCCAGCAUGCAACGUGUGCUACGAAACCGCCUUGAGCUACUCAACUCCAGCCAGGACACAUUCUUUAUCUUCUGGGGGCCCGGAAACUAUAUGCGACAAGACGGUAAAGGCCUUGUCUACAACAACCUGCGCCUGAUUAAGCAGAUGAUGCCUAAACUACAGGUGUAUGUUAUCUCACGGUUGAAGAUGUUGCAUUUUGAUGAGCUUUUUAAGAAGGAAACAGGAAAAGACAGGAAAAAGUCAAAUUCAUGGCUCAGCACUGGUUGGUUCACCAUGGCAAUCGCUAUGGAGGUUUGUGACAGAAUCAACGUCUAUGGCAUGAUUCCUCCUGAGUUCUGCAAGUCUCCCCAGCCCUCAAUGCCGUAUCACUACUACGAGCCUGCGGGGCCGGAUGAAUGCACCAUGUAUCUCUCCCAUGAGCAAGGCCGCCAUGGCAGUCACCAUCGUUUCAUUACAGAGAAACAUGUGUUUGCCAACUGGGCACGUAUGUUCAACAUACACUUCUAUCAGCCUGACUGGAGACCGACGCCAGUCGCAAAGAACAGCACAGACUCCUGAAGUUCAGAUGUUUUUGGGCCUGUUGGUCACAGAGCGUGUCCUUUUAAGGACAAAUUAAUGUUUUAACUUAAACAUUUUAACUUGAACACAUAAUGAAUGAUGUUCUUUCUAGAGGCUUGAAACACCAAGAACAACUUUAUACAAGGCACUUGUUGGACAUAAAGACUUUUUUGAUGAACAUUUUAAUUGCAAAAACUAAAGUGCUGAAUGAAAAUGUUUAACGAUCAUGUUAAAUGUGACAAGAACAUGCAGUAUAUUAUUCACAUUAUUUAUUAGUUGUAACAGUAUACCUUAUGAUCCACAUUGGUUCAUAAUUCAGAAAACUGGGUUACUGUAUAAUUAUAUCACAUUUUCUGUUUCCAGCAAUUACUAGUUUGAUAUCUAGGCCAUAUUGUUCUCCCUGUGUAAUUUCAUUUAAAUUACACAUAGAGCCUCACUAAUUUUUGCCGCUUUUAGAGUGUCGAGCAUAUGUUACAAAUUUACUUCUCUCAGUGGCAUCUAAAAGGACCAUAAGCAAUGUGUGCAUUUUCCAAAUGAGACUUUGUUCAUAGGGCCUCAUUAGAUUUGUCUGAUUUAGUUUUUGUACAAGUAAAAAAAGAAGUUUAUCUCUUAAAUUAGGCUGUAAAUAUAGAUUUAUGCUAAUAUACAUGUGAUGUUCUCAGUAGUUCUAGUCUUUCCUCUAAAUCGGAGGUUCCCACAGACUGUUUCAUGCUAGGACCCACCAAAGUAAGUAAAUCAAUUUUAAGACUUUUUUUUUUAUAUACCUUGAGAUAUCCUUGUCAUAUAGUUUAAUAUAAUAUAGUAUAAUAUUUCAUGUUUUAUGCUAUGUCUUGAUGCAUCGACGUGGAACUAGCUUAAAUGAGUCUCAUGGCAGUUCUGUUUUACAUUUAGUGGCUAAUUCAUAUGAAUUCAUUUCAUA